AUGGAGACCAGGAUCUCUCCCAUACUGCUGCUCGUCAUGACGAUGGCCAUGCUAGCGGCAGCAGCGCAACCGCCGACGAGAAGGACAAUGGCAGACCUGGACAAGGGGCCGACAGAGUCCCGUGUCCCCGUGCCCGUGCCCGUGCCCGUGUCCGCGUCCGUGUCCGUGUCCGUUCCCGCGCACCGCCGUGCCGAUCAGCAAGAGCCCGGGUCGUCAUGCUCGUCGGAGGGAGAGUGGAACUGCAUGGGCGACUCGUGGCAGAGGUGCGCGGCCGGACGGUGGAGCAUCGUGGUCAGCACGGCAAAGGGGACGGAGUGUACGCCUCAGGGCAUGGCGGACGACAUAUCGACCGAGGACAAGGAUGGCAGCGAUGACGAUGACGAUGACGAUGGCAGCGAUGGCAAUGAUGGUAACGGGACCAGCGGUGGGGGGAGGGUGCAACUGGCUUCGACGGCAACGCAGAUGGUGGUCUUUGCUGCUGCUUUUGUCAUGGUACAAUAA
This is a messenger RNA of Geosmithia morbida, 501 nucleotides long. RefSeq lists its product as uncharacterized. The transcript has a single exon. Bases 1 to 501 code for a protein of 166 amino acids. The record is from RefSeq and is a predicted model, not a curated record. Lineage: Eukaryota; Fungi; Ascomycota; Sordariomycetes; Hypocreales; Bionectriaceae.